Molecule: messenger RNA, 1370 nt
Organism: Fukomys damarensis (Damara mole-rat)
Lineage: Eukaryota; Metazoa; Chordata; Mammalia; Rodentia; Bathyergidae
Gene: Gca
Product: grancalcin
Exons: 8
Coding region: 138-791 (217 amino acids)
Molecular function (GO): calcium ion binding
Source: RefSeq, a predicted model, not a curated record
ACGGGGCGGGUCUGAAGGCCUGAAGGACCCGGCUGCGUUUUCCUCAAACCCCAGCUGCUCCGGUACCCGCGUCCCGGUUCUCCCACCCGGGCGACGCCGACUAGGAAGGUGACCACCGGUGACGCGAUCCUCUCGGCAUGGCCCACCCGGCCUACGGCGGAGGGUUUGGAAAUUUUGGUGGUCAGAUACCAGGACCACAGAUGCAGAUGGGACAGCCCGGUCCAAACUUGUACCCUGGGGGAUACCAGCCUGUGCACACAGCAUAUAUGGGCAACUACUCUUCAGCUGGUGACUCCAUGUGGACUUACUUCACUGCUAUUGCUGGACAGGACGGGGAGGUGGAUGCUGAAGAACUGCAAAGAUGUUUGACACAGUCUGGAAUUAGUGGAACCUAUUCUCCCUUCAGCUUGGAAACUUGCAGAAUUAUGAUUGCUAUGUUGGAUAGAGAUUACACAGGAAAAAUGGGGUUUAAUGAAUUCAAGGAGCUUUGGGCAGCUCUUAAUGCCUGGAAGCAGAACUUCAUGACCUUUGAUCAAGACCGGAGUGGCUCAGUAGAGCAUUGUGAAUUGAGUCAAGCCAUUGCUGUUAUGGGUUAUAGAUUGAGUCCUCAAACAUUAAAUGCUAUUGUUAAACGUUACAGCAAGAAUGGCAGAAUUUUCUUUGAUGAUUAUGUUGCUUGCUGUGUGAAGCUUCGAGCAUUGACAGAAUUCUUUAGGAGAAGAGAUCACUUACAACAAGGGUAUGUGAAUUUCCUAUAUGAAGAUUUUUUGCAGGGCACUAUGACAAUUUAAAUGCCUAAAAUUUGAAAGCCGAAGAAAUACUGUGAAUCCUUUUGCUUGAAAGAACCGAAGUGGACUGCAUUGAAGUAAAACUUUGGGGCAGUGUUAUGUUCCUGGCUAUGAAACCCCUUCUCUUUCAAUGUGUUUUUAUUUUAAUGCACAAUUCAAAGCAGUAAGUGUUAUGCUUUCUUAUUUGGGUUUUGCUGCUUUUGGAAAAAUUAUAACUACAAAUAUCUGAAUACUAUUGUAAAAUAUUGGUAUAUUAUUAUGUCAAUAGUUCUUAGACUUAUUUUUUAACAAUAAAAGUCUAGAUUCAGGAAUGUGCUAACAUGAUAGAUUGUAUGGGAAGCCAAAAGAUAAAAGCCUAGAUAAAAUUUAUACUUAUCUCAAAAUCAAAUAUUAUAGUUUUGACUUUUGUUUGCAUUGUGAAUAUUUAAGGGAAAGCUGGAAAGGAAAAAUGUGGAUUUUGUGCCAUCUUUGAAUAGGGUUUGUUCUCUGAUCACAUAAUUGGAGGAUGUAUCCUUGUGGGUCUUUGUGAAAAAGCAAAUUGUAGUUCCUAAAAACCUGUUAAUUUUUUUUUUUUUUUUUUUU